Molecule: messenger RNA, 1326 nt
Organism: Enterospora canceri
Lineage: Eukaryota; Fungi; Microsporidia; Enterocytozoonidae
Source: the annotation of a GenBank genome assembly
AUGAAGGCAUUCAACGACUUCAUUCUGUUUAGAGACAGACACAGGCUGUACAUGCCACAGCAGCUACAGAAACAGCUUCUGGAGGACGGAGUAGUCGAAGAGCAGCUGAACAGCAUCGUGGAAUCCUACAAGAAGGUGGCACCAGGGGCAGACGGACUCAGGAUAGUCGGUCUACCGGACAUGCAUCCAGGAUACUCGUUUCCAAUAGGAACAGUCGUGGCAAUGCCACUGGAAGGUGGAUUCAUAGCACCAGAAGGCGUAGGAUACGACAUAAACUGCGGAGUACGAGUGUUACGAACAAAUUUGACAUACGAACAAAUUGCAAGUAAGCUUAAUUCAAUUAUAAGUGAAAUGCAUGAAUUCAUACCAUCUGGAACAAGAAGGAGCAGUCUCCGACUGAGUCAGGCGCAGAUGAAGGCCGUUCUCUCUCGUGGCAUUGCUGGACUCGUUGGAACGGAGAUGAGGACGCAGGAUGGCCGCGACUCUGUCACGGCUCUCCACGAGUCAGUCGACGCCUACGAAAAGGUGGAGGACUUUGGCUCCCUGGAAACAGGCGUGGACGAGUUCAGCCAAAAGCAGCUUGGAAGGGGAAUUGCGAUGUUUGGGACACUGGGAGGCGGAAACCACUACCUGGAAAUAGAGCGAGUGGCCGAAGUCUACGAGGAGGGCAGCCUCUGCGUCGGAGACGUCCUCGUCUUCAUCCACUGCGGGUCGAGGAGUCUCGGCCACGAGAUCUGUCGAUCUCACGCCACAGGCGACCUCUUCAUUCCGAUUGAAUCGGAUUCAGGCCAGGCCUAUUUUGGGCAGAUGAAGGCAGCAGCAAACUACGCGUACGCAAACAGGGAGGCGAUCUCAGCAAUGGCACUUCGAGUGCUUCGGAAUCACAUUCCGGAAGCAGAGGUUGAGAUUCUCUCUGAUUGUGGCCACAAUAUCGCACGAAUUGAGACAGUUGGGGGCAAAGAGUGGCUGAUUCACCGAAAGGGGGCGAGCAGGGCGAAGCCUGGUGAUUUGGUUGGAGUUGGUGGAUCGAUGGCGACGAGCAGCUACGUCCUUCGCGGCUGUGACGGGGCAGAGGCCACGUUCCACAGCACUGCCCACGGCUCAGGCCGCCUUGUUCGUCGUUCUGAGGCCAGAAGAAUCUUCUCUGUCUCCUCUGUCCUCAAUUCCAUGGCUGGAAUUGAACUACGAACUGGUUCCAUUCCUGGUGUCGUAGAGGAGGCUGCUUCCUGCUACAAGGACGUCAAUGCAGUCGUAGACCACUGCGAGAGAGUUGGAAUCAGUCGAAAAGUGGCAAAAACAGUUCCAAUUGCCGUAAUCAAGGGGUAG